Molecule: messenger RNA, 759 nt
Organism: Acyrthosiphon pisum (pea aphid)
Lineage: Eukaryota; Metazoa; Arthropoda; Insecta; Hemiptera; Aphididae
Exons: 4
Coding region: 1-459 (152 amino acids)
Source: RefSeq, a predicted model, not a curated record
AUGAUCGAAUCAAUCAUGUCGACAAAGGAAGACGACGAACGAGAAGACCAGGCCUACCACAGAGCAGCAACAAACAUGCGAAGAGCGCGAUAUUUGAAUUGGUCACUUGAUGAAUCUAUUAUUCCCAAAGAUAACGCCUCCCCAUUAUUCAAAUUUAUAACGUUAAAUGAAGCUGGAUUUUUAGUAGCAAAAGAAUUUUUUUAUUGCAAAAUUUCAGAUAUAUAUGAAUACUACCAACGUGACGGCGAUAGUUUAGGUGUAUAUGUAAAUUAUAUUGCGGCUCAAAUGAAAACUAAAGAAGAAUUAGAAGAGUUGCAAUCAUUUAUUACUAAAUCAUCACGUUACUUUAAAGAACCUGAUUUGGUUAUCAACCAGAUAACUGAGACUAUUACGAAAAACAUUGAAUGGACAGCGAAGUUUUAUAAUAAAAUAGUAGGUACAAAAUUAAUGAUGUUAUGAGUGGGCGCCUGAACACAGUUUGAUUUGUAUUAAUAACUGUACAGUUUUCGGCCACUUUGACAUAAUACCUAUUACGUAACAUACUAGAAAUGUUAAGUUAUUCCCAUUUUUAACUACAUACUUUUUUAAUUAUCUGACGUAAUUAAUAUUUUACCUAAUAGUUUAUUGGAUAUCUGAAUUAAAUUAGUCAUAUUUAAUCGUUAUCGAAUAUAUUCAUAACUAUAACUAUAACUAUAUACAUAUAACUAUGAAGUCUUAUUACUUUCUUUUAUUAUUAUAAAUAUAAAAUAAAAACAUGAA